This is a messenger RNA of Pipistrellus nathusii (Nathusius's pipistrelle), 1731 nucleotides long. NCBI's taxonomy places the organism in Eukaryota, Metazoa, Chordata, Mammalia, Chiroptera, Vespertilionidae. The record is from the annotation of a GenBank genome assembly.
AUGAUCGCCACCGGCGGCCUGCUGAGGAUCUCCGCCCGGAAGCAGGACCCCCUGCGCCCUCCGGGCCAGGCGCCCAAGCGCAAGCGCAAAGUCCAGAGGAGGCGCAAGAACGACGUGGUGGUGGUGAAGGGCAAGCUCAAGCUAUGCUCCAUCUCGGGGCUCAUCGCCCUGUGCGGGAUCCUGGUGCUGUUGGUGGGCAUCGCCAUGGCCGUGGUGGGUUACUGGCCCAAGGCCAACGGGGCCGGUCGGGAGGGUGGCAGGCAGCUGCCCCCCGCCAGCAGCGGCCACCGCGGCGCCCUCACCGCGGCCAAUAACAGCAGCAGCGGCAGCGGCGGCAAAAGCCGGGCCCAGGGCCCUCCGGGGCCGGGGAGGGGCCGCAACACCAGUUCCUCCGCGGGCGCCGCCCCGUCCCCGCCCUCCUCCACGUCGGUGGGGUUUUUCUUCCGUGUCUUCUCCGGCUACCUGAACUCGGACAAGCUCAAGGUCCUGGGGCCCCUCAUCAUGGGCAUCGGCAUCUUCCUCUUCAUCUGCGCCAACGCCGUGCUGCACGAGAACCGCGACAAGAAGACCAAAGUCAUCAACCUGCGGGACCUCUACUCCACGGUCAUCGACGUGCACAGCCUGCGCGCCAAGGACCUGGCCGCCGCGGCGCCCCCCGGGGCCGCCCCCCUCAAUGGCUUCCUGGGCUGCGUGCAGGCGCGGGGCCUGGAGCUGAAGCCCGGGAGCUGCAUCGGGGGCGCCGGGGACGCCUUCGGGGCGGCGGCGAUGCUGGCCCGGGGCUCGUGGCCGCACCCCGCGGACCGCCGGGCCAGGGACCCCGCGUCCCCCCGCUGCCCGCGGGAGCCCCCGAGCCUGGCGGAGGCGGUGUACAGCAUCUACCGGGAGCGCUCCGGGGUGGCCGGCCGGCGCCGGGCCGCCGCCGCCGCCGUGGCCGCCGCCGCCACCGCCACCGCGGCCGCGGGCAGCAGCUGCAGCACCCCUGGCCCCUGCAGCCCCCGCGGGAGCUGGGGCCGCCAGAGCACCGCCAGCUCCCUCCUGGACUCCUCGCUGAGCGCCUUCGCGCUGCUGCCCUUGCAAGGGGACCGCGACGGGGACGGGGACCCCGAGGGCGCGAGUUGCAGCUGGCACAGAGCCCCCGGGGAGCGCGGCUCCGGGGAGAUCCCGCGGGGCGAACUUGACCUGAGCUUGACCGACGACCUCCGCGGCAGCCCGGGGGGCGCGCGCUGGGCGCCCAGGCAGCGGGUGCAGGAGCCCGGGGCGCAGGGAGGGCCGCUGCCCAGGACCGGCAGGCAGGCGGCCCCGCGGCGCCGCAGCACCAGCGGGCUCCCCGACCGCCGGGCACCCCUGUCCCCGGAGCCCCCGCCCGCCCUGUGCAGCGAGGACCUGGAUGCCGCCCCUGCGCCCCCCGCCGGGCUGGGCUCGCCCAGCUCCCAGUCCGAGGACCUAUCCUGCAGCCAGCAGGACUACACGCCCCUGCGCGAAGCGGGCACCUCCUUGGAGUCGGUGGUGGACGCAGGAGCCAGGAAAAGUCCAGACUGUGAGGCCACCGCCAGCCCGGGCCCUGAGGAGCAGAGCCCAACAGAGACCGUCCGGGAUGGCGCCAGCCCAGGGCCGUCCAGGGACCAGCCCCCCCUGGCAGGGCAGAGGCAGUUUACUGAGAAACUCUGCAUGGUUUCCGGGUCUCAGGCCACAGGGGUAGAGGUCGGAGAACUGGAAAGCACUGGCGAUUAG